Messenger RNA from Chionomys nivalis (European snow vole), 721 nucleotides. It is a transcript of the gene Dpcd, whose product is annotated as deleted in primary ciliary dyskinesia homolog (mouse). The coding region runs from base 74 to 685 and encodes 203 amino acids. The record is from RefSeq and is a predicted model, not a curated record. NCBI's taxonomy places the organism in Eukaryota, Metazoa, Chordata, Mammalia, Rodentia, Cricetidae. The transcript has 6 exons.
GGUCAUCCGGAAGUGACCCUCGGCCCAGCAGUUGCCAUGGAAGUGGCCGGGCGCUUUGCUGGGCGGAGGGAAGAUGGCGGUGACUAGCUGGCUGGAGAGUCUGCGGGCGGCCGAGAAGACGGCGCUGCUGCAGGAUGGGAAGAGGAUGGUGCACUAUUUGUUCCCUGACGGGAAGGAAAUGGCUGAAGAAUACGAUGAGAAGACCAGUGAACUGCUUGUGAGAAAAUGGCGUGUGAAAAACGCCCUGGGAGCCUUGGGCCAGUGGCAACUUGAAGUGGGAGAGCCAGCGCCCUCAGGAGCCGGGAGUCUGGGGUCCGAGCUCAUCAAGGAAAGUAAUGCCAAUCCCAUCUUCAUGCGCAAGGACACUAAAACAAGUUUCCAGUGGCGGAUUCGAAAUCUCCCCUACCCAAAGGAUGUUUAUAGCGUCUCUGUGGCCCAGAAGGAGCGCUGUGUCAUUGUUAGAACGACCAACAAAAAGUACUACAAGAAGUUCUCCAUUCCUGACCUAGACCGACACCAGCUUCCUCUGGAGGACUCUGCACUGAGCUUUGCUCAUGCCCACUGCACCCUGAUAAUCUCUUAUCAGAAGCCAAAGGAGGUCAUGGUGGCUGAGUCCGAGCUACAGAAGGAGCUAAAGAAGGUAAAGACAGCCCACAGCAGUGAUGGGGACUGUAAGACCCAGUAGCUGUCCUGAGCCUUGCUUGGACCUCCAGUGUGAAGG